Cladocopium goreaui is the source of this 5467-nucleotide messenger RNA. The record is from the annotation of a GenBank genome assembly. Lineage: Eukaryota; Dinophyceae; Suessiales; Symbiodiniaceae.
AUGUUUUUUUACCAUCGAAAAAAAAGGGCGUUCCAUCAUCGGUUUCCUGCGGAUUUUCCCAUCAUCGCAGCUGGUUUUUCCGCUUUUCGCCAACCAGGAAGUGACGGGCCAUCCCCUGGAGAGGUCGUUGAGGUGCUGGGCCAGCAAGAUCUUGAAUCCUACCCGCGGCUUCAACGUCCCUUCAUUGACAGGAUUUGGCUCACGGCCAAAGCGGGCAACGGUGGAGAGCCCUUGCCCAAUGCCUUGAGACGGCCUCAUUUGCCCAAAGGUCCCGGAUAUGGAGGACACGGUGGAUCUGUGGUGCUCAAAGCCACAUCGCAGAUCGAAAGCUUCCUCGAUGUCCCUGAGAAGCUCCGGGCGGAGCAUGGCGGCGAUGGCCACGACACCAAGCGCGGCAAACACGGGGAGGACUAUGUGCUCCAGGUUCCCAUUGGCACCAUCGUUCGCGAGCGAGUUUUCAGUGGGGAACGAACACAGGAAGGCCGCCGCAUUUUCCUGCCACAGUUUAGGUAUCAGUUUCUUAGACAUCACGACACCUUCAUAGUGGCGCGCGGUGGCAUUGGUGGCGUUGGGCCCAAAUCCUUCAAGAAAGGUGACAGUCGCAGGGGUACUCCUGGGCAGAGGACGCGCUUGGAACUUGAGUUAAGGGUCCUGAACGACGUGGCGUUGAUUGGAAUGCCCAAUGCUGGGAAGACCUCCUUGUUGGCGGCCAUGAGCCGAGCGCACACGCGAAUUGGACCAGAGGAGUUCAGCACCACCAGGCCUCACGUGGGCGUGAUUCGUUUCAGAGAUCGUGUGGAAGUCUCCAUUUGCGACCUGCCUGGUUUGAAGCGAGGGGCCCACGACGACAAGCUGAUGGGACGUCGAAUUCUGCGUCACACCUACCGCUCGCGAGCUCUGGCUUUCGUGGUGAACGUUGCCAGGGGAGAGAGAUCUGAGGAAGACGUUCUUGAAGAGGUGGAGAUGCUUCGCCAGGAAGCGCUGGAGUUCGAUCCUUUGAAUCGCGAAAAGCCUUGGAUGGUCAUUGGAACAAAGUGUGACAUGCUUCACCGUGAUCCUUUGUUUCACUUGGAUUCCCUCUUUUACCGUCUUCGCGCUCGCUACGACGACGACAUCCCCGUGGUGGGCACGUCAUCACGCUUUGGGCUGGGUCUCAAUCGCUGUGUCAGGACCUUGCGACAGUUGGUCUAUCCCGACAUGUUGGAGCCUCGCUACCGGCUGGGCGCUGAUCCUAUCUUGAGGUUUCCGCCCAAGGUUCUCCACGGGCCCUACACCGGGCCCAUUCCAUCGCUGGGCGAGUACCAGCCGCACCCACCACCUCCGGCACCAGCUGCCAUAGUGGGGUCGCAGCCAAAGGCUGCCCCCAGCUGCCCCUUGUUUCAAUCCCCGAUGUCGACGGAAGAUCAAGCCUUGGUCGCCAUUGCGAAGUUCCUGAAAGGUGACCUGGAGAAAUGGUUGCGAUGCGAUGAGACAAGGGCACGUCUCGACGUGGUCGGCAAUGAGACCAGUGACGUUCAACAUCGUUCAGAAAUGAAACAGCAAGUCCGACAAAACGAACCCCUGCAGACAGGCAAGCUAGCGCUAACAAGAGCGCGGCAAACAGCAAAGCGUUGGCCGUAUCGACCUGUCGCAGCUCAGCAUUCGUCAGACCAUCAACGCACCAUGGCGCACCAGCAUGACGCACCACCCUUGAGCCAGCAGAACUGCCCAUGUCAGUGGAAAUCCUUGCGCUGCUUGCAGUCCAUGUCUCACCUGGAGGAUAAAGAUGGGCCAGCACCACUGUAUGAGGACGAACUGUUUUGGCAGAGGCCAAAGAAAGACCAGAAGGAACCGACGCAAGAGCAAGCCAUUCUGAAACACAAGCUUCGAAGUGCAAACAGCAUUGGAGGUUCUGGCCUGCCUGAACCGGCACGGUUGGUACACAAUGCCAGGGGCAAAGGCGAACCGGGGCUGGCCGUGCGCUUGCAGGAACUCGGCAACAAGCUAUUGAGCCUGGCUGAUGCCGCCGAACGUUCCAGCCGUCGCUCGGAGCGCGAGCCCGAGCCCGGCGACCGUUCCACUGGUGCCUGGACGGAUCAGCUGCUGCGUCGCUUCGCAGAUCAGGCCUUAAAGCAAGAAGCCCAUUUGCAGGAGGCUAUGUCGCAGAGACUGGCUCCUGGGACGCAAUGGCCUCGAAUCAAGAAAUCCUUGGCCACCAGUCUCCGCAGCGCUUCCGUCACCUCCACCGUGACGGGAGGCGCCAGCACCCCGGACGUUGCCUCAGGGGUUCCCAGCACAGCAGUGACACCCACGGCCACACCGCUACCGUUGGAGCCAUCGCCACAUUAUGAUGUCAACUACGACCCAGAUAUUCCUGAAGAGUACCGUGAUGAAUCUUGGCAUCAGGGGGUCUUUGAGAGAGAUGAUGGUAGUGGGACUGAAAAUCUGCUGUUAUUGCUGAUGAUGAUCGUUCUGCUGGUGGUUGACCUGGACCCUGGCUACCGAAUUCGUCACGUCACCGAGCAAGAACUCAUGGAGGAGAUCCGCGAGAAGUACGAGCGCGCCCUGGCGAUGUCCCCGGAGUUGAUGCCCUGGGCUCAAGGGUUGAUCUCCAAGGAGGAUGCGGUGGCACCAGACGAUGAUGAGUUGUUAGGAGCUCCGAAGACGGAUAGCCUUGAUGAGUUGACGGGCGGCCAGAAUGCCCAGACCAACUCGCCACAGCUAUUGGUGGUUUCAAGGAGAUGCCCAGAUUUCUUGGGAAUCCCCUGGGUAGUCCCCAGUCGCAGGCAUGGUGUGUCACCUGUGCAUGAUGGACCUGCUGAGGUACCACCAACCUCGGUUCCGACCUUCGGAGCUCAGGUGUGGUGGGUGAUUUGCGACAGCGUGGCCGGGGCGGCCAUGGCCAUGUUUCCGGGCGCAGAUGCGCCAGCGCAACCUGACGUGGCGGAUGCAGCGCCCAAGGCACUUUGCUGUGCCAAGAAGGAGCGCAAGGACGAUGGACGGCCUGUGAUGCGCUAUCCCGAAUCUGGAGACGGUUUUUACCCUGUGGAUUUGGAUGGCGUUGUCUAUGACUCCUUCAACCUCAGGAUCAUCCAUGAGCGCGACCGGACGGGCUUUGAAGAGACCAAAGACUUCCCAAUCCGCGCGAACAGCAUCGUGGCUGGUCGCUACCAGGUCUUGGAAUACCUGGGCUCUGCAGCGUUCUCGCGAGCGGUGCAGUGUUUAGACUUGGAGACGAACAGGAUGGUGUGUAUGAAGAUCAUCAACAACAAUAAGGACUUCUUUGAUCAAUCCUUGGAUGAGAUCAAACUCUUGCGGCUCAUUCGCUUCAAUACGGAAAGUGUGGAUGACAAGAACUGCUUGGGGCUGGUUGACUACUUCUACCACAAAGAGCACUUGAUCAUCGUGACAGAGUUGCUGAGGGACAACCUCUACGAGUUUUCCAAGUACAACCGUCAGGCAUGUGAAGAGCCAUACUUCACUUUAGGGCGUCUACAAAGGAUCGCCCAUCAAGUCUUGGUGGCCCUGGAGUUACCUGGGGGGAUGGGCUUGCAGCACCUUUCAGUCGCAAGCAUGUCCUUUGUUUUCGCCAUGCCACGGUGGCUAUGUCUGCUGUCUUUGCUCCUUGGUGUUCGCAGCAACACCCCGGAAGUGACGACACCCAUAGGGCAGCUGAGGGGCAGCAGCGAUGGCCGGGACGGGGAGGUCCACGUCUUCCUGGGCAUUCCAUACGCUGAAGCACCGGUGGGGGACUUACGCUGGCGACCCCCAAGAAGAGUCAAGCCAUGGAAGGGACUACGUGAGGCUUCCAGCUUUGGCAAUCAGUGCAAGAAUCACUGCAUGUCUGGUUCCCAUCUUGACUUUUCGACCAAGGGAGGCGAUGAAGAUUGCCUCUACUUGAAUGUGUAUGCACCAAAGGAGGCCCACAACACUUCUCAGCUGCCCUGCCUAGUUUUUCUGCAUGGCGGAUGUAACGAAUUUGGCGCCGGCCAUGAAUAUAAUGGCUCCAACUUGGUCAGUUUUUGGAGAUCCCAACGCAGCCCCGCCCUGCUGAUCACUGUGAACUACCGGCUGAAUAUCUUCGGCUUCCUGGGUAGUGACCAGCUAAGAGAUCGUGACGAAACAGAUCGAUCCACUGGGAACUACGGAUUCCAGGAUCAGCGCAUGGCACUGCAUUGGGUCCAGGAGAACAUUGGAGCCUUUGGUGGAGAUCCACAAAAGGUGAUGCUCUUUGGACAGUCCUCAGGUGCCGCCAGUGUUGGUCUGCAUUUGGUGACGCCCAGCUCCUAUGGCCUUUAUUCCAGCGCCAUCAUGAUGUCAGGAGGCUUCGGCCCUUGGUCCGUACAACACAUGGUGCGCAAAGAGCUGUGGUUCGAGCGGCUCAUGAAUCAGACGCAUUGCCGCGAUGUAGACUGCCUCGUAAGUCUUUCUGCAGAUGAGCUUCUGUCAGCUUACAUGGCAAUUCCAGACGGCAGGUGUUGUAGAAAGGCCAAAGGAUUGGGCUCAUAUCCUGAGAUCCCAUGGGCUGCUAGCAUUGAUGGGGUGGAGCUCUCAGCUCAUCCCUGGGACCUGCUGAAAAAAGGGCAGGUGAACCAAGUUCCAAUUCUUAUCGGCAGUACCCAGGAGGAUGGUGAAUUUUUCACGACUGUUGCCAAAAACCUGAGCAACAAAGACUUUCAGACUUUAUUCCAGGCCAAAUAUCAGUCUUCGCAAGCGCAAGCGGAGCUGUACAGCUUGGAAUCCCUUGAAUCACCGGCGGCUCCCAGUGAGGGCUCCAGCCCCAGUGAGGGUUGGUGGUCUGCGCUUCGUGUUAUGACAGACAAGCACUACUAUUGCCCUGGCCAUUUCUGCCGCCGGAGCCUUGUGACUGGCCCAGCUCCAACUGCUCAUGGCGUCUUCGGCUACGUCUUUGCACAUAGUGCCACUGGCACUGCCAAACACUCGGACGACUUGCCAUUUGUCUUCAUGGACUUGCCGGAAGAAGCAUCUUCCGAAGAACAGCAGUUGGCUUCAGAGAUGGCCAUGUUUUGGUAUCACUUCGCUGCUUGGGGGCGUCCUGCAGGCUCAGAUGUGUGGCCAGCACAGUCAGCAGAGGCAGCUCCAAUGUUGAAGUUUCAGGUUGCAUCAAAGGGUGGCAAUCAGGUGAUCUAUGAUGCCCGCGAUCGGCAGUGUGCUUUCAUCAUCGAAUGGCUAAACCACAGCCUUCGAAACAUGUCCGAAGCUGGGACAACUUCGACGUGUGAUAAUAGAGUAGACACUUGUGCUGGGUGAUGUAGGUUUGGGCAAGCUGAGCCUGGAUGUUGCCAGACUUUCGCAGAUCUUCUUGCAUAUACGAUCGUAUGCGUUAUUUGAUUUGAUUUUGCUUACUCUAACAACCCGCAGUUCAAUGAAAUAGGCAGGCUCGGCAGUUGCGGAUCGCGAAGAUGGCACACAGCAUCCAGCAAACGGAGACAAAUCGAUUAUGACAACGUGGAAGAGUGGCGGGAAA